GUAGGGUACUCAUUACUUGGUCCCUCUCGAGUGGUUCUGCUGCUGGGCAGUGGUAACUUUUGAAGAUAGGUAUGAAGGACGAACUGAAACAUGUUGUUUCAAGUUUCAGCAGUGUACUAGAGGGUCUUCACUUGUUUCUAGCAACAUCAUUGUCGCAGGAACAACUGACUGCGGAAAAUGAGCAAGCUCGAAAAACGUUUGCACUGGAGCUCGGUCGGCUGGUCGGCAAGCUCAAGUCUCUCGGGAUUGCAUCGCCGCCUCGCCCGGGGCCCAAGCCUAUGGCGCAAAAUGGUGGCAGUGACAGCAAUCCAAAACAAGUACCGACAUUGCCACCUCGAGGUAGUGGACAGUUUAGUGUGGAAGAACGUGACCUCUCUAGAGACGUGAGGUCUAAUCAUAAUGACAAUGGCGUUCUGGUGACGGAAGAAACGUACACAGACAUGCAAACUGGCGAACAAAACGGAAGUAAUGCAAAGCAGGAAGAGUUCUAUACUGAUAUGGAGCCUGGUAAUGAAACUGGCGUCAUUCAAGAUGAGUUUUACACAGUUGUCGGCGGUGAAAACGAGUCUGGAGAGCCCAUUGAACAGGAAGAGUUUUAUGCUGAUGUCGAUCCUGCAGGUAGUAGCCAGGGAAUGAAAGAAUGCAUAGACAGUACAGAUGAUGAAGGCUAUCCACCUAGAAGUCCUGGUAGACCAAGGUCUACUGCUUCAUCAAGUUCAUUGGGCACUAAUUCACUUGAUAGUCAUUAUGCUCAAUUCAGUGGAACUAAAUUCAAGAAGUUUAAGGCUUCCAGCUUGAAGACAUCAGCCAAAGCAGGGUUCUUGGAGAAGCUGGGAGGCUAUCGACACAACAAGUGGCAAAAGCGGUAUUGUGUUCUUGAUGAUAUCUGCCUCUUCUUCUUCAAUUCACAAAAGGACAAAGCUCAAAACAAUCAACUCUUGUUGGUAGAUUAUGCUGUCAGUGCUGAUGUCACAGAAAUCAAGGAGAAGAAGAACUUUUUGUUCAAACUAUCACCCACUAGUGUAACAGAAAAAUCUCGACUAAAAACAUACUUCUUUCGAGCUCCAGCACAAGACACAAGAGAUGAGUGGGUUGCAGCAAUGUCGGCAGCAUGUCAGAAGGGUACAGGUAUGGGCAAACGUUGCUCAAUGCUUCAACAGUACCACGAUAAUGAUGUCGGAACUCCUUCAGCAACAGCAGCCGUGGAGCCAAUUCCAACAGAUAAUGAUGAAUUUUAUGAUGACACUGCUCCUGUUUUUACCAUCACUCCAUCAAAUACCUCUGAAGAUUCAGAUUCUGUGGGAACACCUAUGACAAAGAGAAAACCACAACCUCCACCCUUGCUUGUAGAGCCAGCUGUGACAGGACCGGUGCCAUUGUCUUCCAGGCCUGACCCACCUGUGGACACUCAGCGAGUCUACUACAAUGAUAAGUGGUUCAACUACAGUGAUGUCUAUGUUGCAUUGUGGGACUGUUGUGGUGCUGAAGCUAAUGAAGUGUCAGUUAGGCGAGGUAACUUAGUACUUAUUGUGGAGAAGGUUAAUGCAGACUGGUGGUUAGUGACUUUGCAAUCAGAAGAUGAUGACUUCAAGGGAAAGUCGGGUCUCAUUCCAUCAGCAUAUCUGGACUUUGCAUUUGAGGCAGUUCACUAGAUUGACAGUGCCUGUUUAGUUGUUUUCAUAGUUUAUCAUUUCAUUAGAGUUUUAUCUAACCUAUGAGUACACUGCUAUUACAAGGCUAAGUAACGUUAUUGAAA
This is a messenger RNA of Corticium candelabrum, 1756 nucleotides long. RefSeq names its product src kinase-associated phosphoprotein 2-like. The transcript has 2 exons. The record is from RefSeq and is a predicted model, not a curated record. Gene Ontology annotation, cellular component: plasma membrane; cytoplasm. Gene Ontology annotation, molecular function: protein binding. Bases 72 to 1652 code for a protein of 526 amino acids. Lineage: Eukaryota; Metazoa; Porifera; Homoscleromorpha; Homosclerophorida; Plakinidae.